AUGUGUAAGGGGCUGUCCUCCCUGCCUUCAUCAUGCCUGGAGAAGGCAAAAGAGAUGAGGGUGAGGUUAAGCCACCUGGCUGAGACUCACCAAAAGCACAGGGGUCACGAUGGAAAAGCUCUUAACGACCUGGAAUCUGUGCUAAAUAAGAAAAGUGGUCUGCAUGCAUUUCACGAGUUCUUACGCUCGGAGUUCAGUGAGGAGAACCUCGAGUUUUGGCUGGCCUGUGAGGACUACAGGGUUUCUCCUUCAAACAUGCAGAAGACUAAGGCUGGCAGCAUCUACAACCAGUUUAUCAACCCUGAAGCCCCACAGGAGGUAAACCUGGAUGCUGAGACCCGUGAGGCUGUGUUGAGUGUGAUGGAUUCUCCGUGUGCCAACACAUUCAACAUGGCACAGCAGAGAAUCUAUACUCUGAUGGCCAAAGACUCCUUCCCUCGUUUCCUGCGCUCCUCUCACUGCAUGGAGGCCCAUUAA
Scomber japonicus (chub mackerel) is the source of this 477-nucleotide messenger RNA. Its product is annotated as regulator of G-protein signaling 5. The transcript has 5 exons. NCBI's taxonomy places the organism in Eukaryota, Metazoa, Chordata, Actinopteri, Scombriformes, Scombridae. The record is from RefSeq and is a predicted model, not a curated record. Bases 1 to 477 code for a protein of 158 amino acids.